AUGUCCAAGGAUGCUACCGUUCUGGUGCUGGACAUCACCCUCUCCCGUGCAGCGGCGCUGGAGGAGGCGUGUGACCUGUGCACCAGAAUUCUCACGGACAAGAUGGUAUACUCACCGUUGGACGAGGUGGCGGUUAUUCUAGCUGGCACAGAGAAAUCUCGAAGCGCCCUGUACGACCAGUCUGGACAGGCGCGGUACCAGCACAUCACAGUGGCCGUGGAACUCGGACCGGCAACGGAGAAGAUCCUCGUACCUAUUGCCGCUACUCGCGCAGGUGUCGUUGCGCUGCCUGGGGGCGCCACUGUGCAGCGGCCUAUCACGGAGGCGUAUGACUUCAUCGACGCCCUUCAGGUGGCGGUGGCGCUUCUGCAGGCGCGCACCAGUCAGAGGAGGUGCAACCGCUGCAUUUACCUCCUCACAGACGCCCGCCACGAGGUGCGGCACAAGGAGGACCUGCUUUUUCUCAUCGAUGCCUUGCAGCACGAUCAGAUAACGUUGGUGGUGAUUGGGUUCGACUUUCAGGCGCUGCCAGCAGGCACUGCCUCACAGGAGGAGUGUGACGAGUCCUCCACGGGUGACACUAGCGCGUGGGUCGGGCUCGACAGGAAAGCACAAAACGAGAAAGUACUCGGGGCGCUGUGCACCGAGCUGGGGCCGCCGAGUACACUAAUCAGCCCCGCGGAGGCGCUGGACCGUCUCUCGCUGCUGCACUGUCGAAAGAUCCGGCAGCAGCCCAUGUUCAAGAUUGCGCUUCGCAUCGGUGACGUGCGACUCGCCACACAGCUGUUCACUCUCACGCAGGAGGAGCGGCUGCCGGCGCUGCGUCGGAGCACCCAAGACGGCGCGGAUGUGGUGCAGAGCGUCGAGUACGUCACACCCAGCGAUGUGGACGAGCAACCGCGUGCCUUGGCAAAGGAGGAGCGGAUGGAAGUGUUCUUCUUCGGCGCCGAUCGCGUCUCGUGCAGCGAGGCCGAUCGAGAGGAGAUGAAGGUAAAGGGCCCACGCGCGCUAGAGGCGAUCGGGUUCGUCGGGGAGACGGAGGUGGAGCCGUGUCUGCUGAUGGGCGGCACACGCGCGCUGCUGCCGCUGGCGGGCGACCAUGCCGGACAGCGCGGUUUCAACGCCUUGGUGGACGCCAUGGUAUCCAGCGGCAAGGCGAUGCUCGUGCGACUCGUGCGCACGGCACACGCCACUCCGUUGCUGUGCGUGUGUUUUGCGCGGGUGGCAGAGACGGCUUCGGGGCAGCGCCACUUGGUGCUGGCACCUCUCCCGUUUGCCGAGGACAUGCGAGCCCUUCGCUUCUCCGAGUACCCGGAGGUGCGGUUCAGUAAGGCGGAAGAGCAGCUGAUGGACGAGCUGAUCGACGGCCUCUCCGUCGAUGGCUCGGUGCUGGCGCCUCAGGACACCUUCAACCCGGUUCUACAGCAGUACUACGCCACCUUGCAAGCCAAGCUGCUCGCCCUAAAUGCCUCAGACGAGAAAAGCAACACGAAGGUGCCCUCGUCCGAAGCGGCGGUGCCGCAAUUGCUGCCUCUGCUGAGGGGGACCUCCACAGACUUCUUCGCGGAGGGCAGCAGUGUGUACGAGGCGGUGUCAGCGCACCGGUCCGCCCUUGCGUCUUGCGCAAGCGCGUUCCCGUACGAAGAGGAGUUGGAUGCACUCUUGCCAGGGAGCAAAGGCGCAGGCUGGAGUGAAAAGUCGUGGUACCAAAGCCUGACGCCGUCAUCAUCACUGAUGGCCACUGAAGCCGGCGUGCCGCCGUCCGCAACACAGGGGUCUGGCGGUGCUCCGUCCACAAUCGCCGCUGCCAUUAUCAGAGACUUGAAGUGCAGCGCGGAGGCGGACAACGCGUCUGCCGGCAGCCACGCCACGUCGGAGGCAGCGAGCAUCUCCACUGCCCCACAUGACAUCAUGAGCGGUGAUCCCUCAUUCGUGAUUACAUCCGUUGACCCGGUGGGUACUUUCUCCAUGGUUGUGCGCAACCCUGCGGCAACGGAGGCACAGCUGAACAAGGCGAAGGACGACCUCAGCAACCUCAUUUGGGAGCUCCUGCACAGCAGUGUAAAGGGUGCCUUCUACCGCAAGUGCAUGGCCUGCAUUAUGGCCCUCCGCCAGUUCUGUGUGACACAGGAUGACGCCGCCUACUACAGCGACUUUCUGCUCAAGUUGGCGGUAGUCGCACAGCAGUGCGGCCGCGAUGCCGAUUUCUGGAUUCCGUACGUGGUGGAGCGGAAGGACAGCGCCAAUGUGUGGCCCAUCACGGCACAGGAGUGCAAGUCUGCCAGUCUGCCAGACGACACAGCUGCCGAGUCUUUCCUGCAGAAGAUCCACUUGGAUCUCGCCAUCGCCCUCGAUGAUGUGACCGACGCUGAUGACUGA
Messenger RNA from Leishmania braziliensis MHOM/BR/75/M2904, 2379 nucleotides. Its product is annotated as putative KU80 protein. The coding region runs from base 1 to 2379 and encodes 792 amino acids. Gene Ontology annotation, biological process: DNA recombination; cellular response to X-ray; cellular response to gamma radiation. The transcript has a single exon. Lineage: Eukaryota; Euglenozoa; Kinetoplastea; Trypanosomatida; Trypanosomatidae. Gene Ontology annotation, molecular function: double-stranded DNA binding; telomeric repeat DNA binding; damaged DNA binding. Gene Ontology annotation, cellular component: nucleus; Ku70:Ku80 complex. The record is from RefSeq and is a predicted model, not a curated record.